Molecule: messenger RNA, 231 nt
Organism: Podarcis lilfordi (Lilford's wall lizard)
Lineage: Eukaryota; Metazoa; Chordata; Lepidosauria; Squamata; Lacertidae
Source: the annotation of a GenBank genome assembly
AUGGCUACCAGUCAUAGUCGGACACCACCGGACUUUGAUAUGAGUCAUCCUGCAGAAUGGCCGCAGUGGCUCCACCGAAUAAGGAGCUACGUCCUACUACAAGGCUUCAGUAGGGAGGCAGACAAGGUGGAUGUGCUCCUGACAGUGCUGGGAAGUUCCGCCAUCACUCUACUGGAAGGUCUGAUGGCACCCAGGGACAUAGAGGCAUGCACUUUCGAUGAGCUGACAUAG